AUGGUGGAUGGGAAACCAAUUAGCAUGGCACUUUGGGAUACAGCUGGACAAGAAGAUUAUGAUAGAUUAAGGCCACUUUCAUAUCCACAAACUGAUGUUUUCCUGAUUUGUUUCUCACUGGUUAGUCCAUCUUCAUUAGAUAAUGUAAAAAACAAGUGGGUUCCAGAGAUUAUUCAUCACUCCCCAAACGUUCCAUUUUUACUAGUGGGCACUAAGUUUGAUCUUCGUGAUGAUAAAGCCACGAUAUUAAAAUUACGUCAAAAAAAUCAAGCUCCAAUUUCUUUUGCAGAAGGACUUCAAAUGGCAAAAGACAUUGGUGCAGCAAAAUAUGUAGAAUGUUCGGCACUGACACAAAUGGGUUGUGUUGGCCCCUUUGCUGUUGGUAAAACUUGUUUAUUAAUUAGUUAUGCAACAAAUGCAUUUCCGGGUGAAUAUAUUCCAACUGUUUUUGAUAAUUACUCAGCUAAUAUCACAGUUGAUGGAAGGCCAAUAAAUCUUGCACUUUGGGAUACAGCCGGACAAGAAGAUUACGAUAGAUUAAGGCCGCUUUCAUAUCCACAAACUGAUGUCUUCCUGAUUUGUUUUUCAAUAGUUAGUCAAUCAUCCUUUGAAAAUGUUAGAACCAAGUGGUAUCCGGAAAUAUCUCACCAUUGUCCUGGAGUACCAAUAAUUUUAGUUGGUUUGCAAUUAGCAAAAGAUAUAGAUGCAGUGAGAUACAUGGAAUGUAGCGCUUUAACUCAAAAAGGACUAAAAACUAUUUUUGAUGAAGCAAUACAGGCAAUCUUAAGACCUCCACCUGUUAAAAAGAAAAAGUCAAAAUGUAUUAUUACUUAA
Molecule: messenger RNA, 834 nt
Organism: Entrophospora sp. SA101
Lineage: Eukaryota; Fungi; Glomeromycota; Glomeromycetes; Entrophosporales; Entrophosporaceae
Source: the annotation of a GenBank genome assembly